AGGUUGACAGGUCAUGUGACUUAUCUAACGCUUGUGCGCCAAGGUCGCUCUGUUUACUCUGAAUAACACAGGUUGGUUGUGGCUCAAAAUCAAUGUUACCAAUCCUGCUAUAAUAGCUCUAAUUCUCCGAAUGAACCCCUCGAUUUACUACUAUCUGGGAAUUUCAUUUUCCGUCAAAGCCUUGAACUUUCUUCAAGAAACAAUUGUGGAAUACUCAACUGUCUUGAUUGUUUUCGCCCAUUUAUAUCAUUAUCAGAAAAGUUAUUACGAAAAAUCAACUAAUGACGGGUGAACGAAGAAAUAGUUAUGCUGAAUUUUGGGCUAAAAGGGCUAAUACUUAAAUUAGUUAGGAAUUAUACAUGGCUAAGGCUUGGUUGUAGACUAUGGUAUGCUCUGCAAAUCUAAGCAGGUAUAAAUGUUGAAAGCCCUUCCUUUUCGAUUUCAGCUUAAUACAACCAAAGCCGGUGAGAUUGAUCUCAAAAUUGAUAUCAUGAAGUUUUAGAGUAUUUGGUUCUUUUGCAGUGAUGGCGGAAGGUGGUAAGGUCAGCGUUGAUGAUGGGAAACCUACAGACGGUAAGAAAAAAACAGCUUAAUUACCACUAACUUUCUGUUAUGGAAAAUGUCACAUGGUUAUCAUUUCCAGGGUGAUUAGCAAAACACAUUAUUUUACAAUUUCGCUCAAGCAUGAUGAAAAAUAAAAGUAAAACCGCUUGUGAAAGGUCUUUUUUUUUAAGGGUAAUGGUUUCACCAUGAACGUGAUGUUGUGUUUUCCAGCUGCAGAGGAACGUCAAGUCAGAUCUGGUGACUUAAAAGUGAAUUUAGCUGAUGAUAUUCAGGCAGGUGAGUAAAGUAGUCUUACAUACAGGUCAUAGUCACAACAUGAAUUUGUGGUGUGAUUCAUUUCCAUGUUUCAGAUGCCAAUUCUUGAAUUGAAAGGAAACUCAGUUCCACGCCAAAACUCUUAUACUGAGAGAAAAAUUUGGGAGUAUGAAGUUAUCGACUUCUUGACCGAACACAACCUUUAGGAUAGCGUAUUUCUCAGACUGUAUGGAAUAUUAAAUGUGAUCUCGUAAGGAACAUAAAAAUAAAACAAAAAAAACUCAGAAAAAUUGUUGUCCUUUUCGUGCCUUCGGGUAUCUAACCUUAUGAAAAAGGACCACCAGUACGAUCUUUUCUUCGCUUUGUCCUCAGAACCUCUCUCCAGGUAAAUCGGUUCCUCUUCAUCUACUUUUCCGUUGUCCAUCUUAAGGUCUCUAUCGUUCUUCCUCUCACCCCCGCCUCGAUGGAGUCCAGCACCUGACGUUUUUGUUGAUUUUGUCGAUAAGAUCAACAUAUAUCUCUCCGUUAAACUCUUUAAUCAGUGUUUAAUUGUUUAAUCACAAGGCAUGCCGGUACCGUGGCGUGUCUCUUAUGUAUCAUAUUUUAUGUAUGGCAGGAAUCUUCUUUACACGGCGUACUUUUUUAAAACCUUAUUUCGCCGCUUCUACAUCUUAAUUUUAGUUUCGAUGGGUAACAUAUAUCAAGCACUGGAGAUGGAGUUUGACUAUUUUUCCAAAUACUUCGAUUCACGUUGUUUUGAAUGAACUUAUCAGUGUUUGUCUAUGUUUGCUAAAUCAUCCAACGUAUUUGAUUCUUUACUUUACUUAAGCUGGUAUGGUACAAUUUAGGUAUGAAACUGUUCAGUGGCUGACCUAUCACGCCACAAUGCUUGGAGGCCAACAGAGAGAUCAGAAAGAUCCUUGUCCCCUAUAUACUUGUCUGAUUAUUUUUCUGUCGUUAUAGACGUUCCGGCCGUUUUACCGUCAGAUGGUACAUCGCAAUUUGAUGAUGCAACCUUAAAAGGUAAUAAUAACAAUUAAAAUAAACACAACCUAUUCAAUAAGGUAUGGUCAUCGAGUCAAUUAGGGUUACGCAAUCCUUUUAAGAGAGGCACACAAAGGGACCUGUACCGCUUAGUGAUCAUGGAACAGGAAAAAUGCAGACAAAUUUUGCAAGUCAACAAAAUGACUUUAACGUUUGACAGUCGGUUCAAACUGCUGCUCUCCUGGAUAUUUUACACAUCUGUAUAUGUCUGGCUGCUAUUUUGUGCAUCCCUAUUGAGUUAUGUUCUAUGUCAUGGAUGUUUUCUACUUUUCUGUUAGCGAUGGCGGAGGUGUACUUGAAAGAAGGUGACAACGAGUACAGCAAAGGAGAAACCAAUAAUGCAGUACACUUUUACUCGGAGGGACUGCAAGUGAACUGCAAAGAUGUCAAACUAAACGCCAAACUCUAUAGCAACAGAGCAGCGGCUCAGCUCCUUCUGGGUAAGAAUUAAUCAAUCGUUCCAGUUUUGUAUUCAUUUUGAUAGGGAUUGAUUCCAAUCCUCUACAGUUCGAAUGGUGUGCGUGAAGGAAAACUUUCGCCGUGCUUGCAGCAACCUCAAAGUAAUAUGGGAAGGUAGCGCUGGCGUGACUGGGACAGGCUCAAUGCAUGGCCCCGUCACCAACAUCACUCGUUCUGGCCGAUUUUUUAUUCGUCCGCUGGCUAUUUGAAAGAUGGGAUAAAACCUGACACUAAAAAUUGUGAACCUCAAACUAGCCAAUCAGAUGUAUGAAAAUCAGACAGACCGAAAUUCAGAUGCUCUCGCAAGACUUUUUCGCUAAUUUGGCAACUUACCCAGCACUGAGAAGACAUCAGUAGCUGCAACGUUUAAAGUAGAUUCCAAUUCUGAAAGUUGAGAAUUUGUCCUUCCGUACUCACACCAAAUUAUUUUGUCAGGAAAUUGGGAAGAAGCUUUGGAUGAUGCUACAGUGUCUGCUCAAUUGGCACCAAAUUUCAUUGAAGCAAUAGAAAUCGGUAAGUUCUAUACAUUUCCUGAGACAUGCAGAAAAUGUCUCCGAGGAUGACCGAAAGGUUGGACUCAUCUGACCAGUAGAUCAUUCAGGAAAAAAGCUCGUGCUGGGUUCCGCAUUGUCUGAUCUCCUUAAAUCAUUUCACAACCUAAUUUAUUGUCUUAAUUUCGACUUUGCAUUUGACAGACCUUCUUGCAAAAGCAUAAUGAAAAUUCCAAAUUUCCCAUUUUGAAAAGUAAUCCACCUACUCUUAUAGGGUUUUGGAUUAAGUUGUAAGUUCUGAUAGUUAAUGAAAAAGCUGCUGCAUCAUCACGUAUAUUAUCUAAACUGCGAUGUUUUACAAUGAUUACCAAGCCUGAGAAAUGUCUUAACAGCACACGUGUAAAAUUACGAUGAGCCUUAUCGCCCACGCACUUUACAACUUUUUUUUUCGAGGAUCGAGGUUCCUUUUUUUCAUUUAUUGAUAAAGCCGACUUUUAUCGUCAUAAAUGAGUAUUAUUUUUACAUAACACACAACCCGAUAUCUCUCUCUUCCCCUGUUCUCACUCGUAAGCUAUCUCUACCUAUACCUCUCAAUUUCUUCACCAGUCUCCAUUUCACACUCGGUCUCGAGUCUGGUAAUUUACUUUGAUUGUGUAUAUUGCGAGACAUCACUAAAGUUAAGAUUUGUAAGAUUGAAAUAGAAGUACAAGUUGAGGUCCUUUAUUAUCCGCAGUGCGAAAAAUGAUCUUUCUUGAUAUCAAUUUUUUCAAUUUCCUUAAGGGGCCAGUGCAUGUGUACAACAACACUUGUAUCAAGAAGCCAUUACCUGGUGUCAGAAAGGAUUGGCAGUAUCCUUUGACGAAUGUAGAAAAAGCCAAUACUGCUUCGGAGAUUUCUUUCAUUUAAUUACUCAUGUAAAAAAGCGAAAAGUAGGUGGUUCCCAUAUCUUGUUGACUCUGAUAAAUAUACGAAUUCAAGAAACCGGGCGACUUGCCAUUUAUAUUAGACGGCCAACAACACCAGAAAUCAUCUUAAACAGUACUGGGUUCAAACGUUCACCUGAGUGAUGCCCUUAACUAUAUCAGCUCUUACCAUAAUGCUCAGUAGAUGCCAAACAACUCCAAAUUCCUAUCAAACCUCAUGCCUAAAAACAAAGUUCUGCAAUUCCUUUUCUCUCAUGUCCUAUCACUGGAGUUAAAACCGUCUACUUGCGCCAUUGGCAGUGUCAUUGCCAGCUCCAGUCACCGCAAGUGUGCGGAGUCAGGUGCACAUUUACAUGUAAGCUUAUACAUUCGUUAACACAACUGAUCUAGACCAUGAGAAUUAGGUGCACAAUUUUUGUCUGACCUUCUAUUCCACUUUGGGCAAAAAUACACCCGUGCUUCUGAAUUUUCGGCUUAUAAACCCUAGUUUGUUGCUUUAAUAUGUUGGCUAAGUAGAAUAAAGGAACGUUCAUAUACAGGGAGAGUUAUUUUUAAAAUCACCCAUUCAGGUAAAUGAUUUGUCUAAUAGGGCUUACAUUGAAUACAUUUAAAUGUAUUCAAUGUUAGCUAACUCCACACACUUGCAGUGCACCGGCAAUGGAAACACAAAUGACGUUCACGAUAAUGCUGGCUGUGCUUCUUGCGCUGGCAGUACUUCUGCUUCUACCACCCUCACCAUUACCGGUAAUAGAAGAAGUAGAGGUGGUAAUAACUGUAUUUGUAUUACUUUCAGCUAUUGUGGCCAAUUUUCAUGACACCGGAUUGAAUGCUGGCAUGAACUGGGUUGAGUUUGAAAUUGUAUUGUAAACAGAACUGACCUAAAACUCUUUAGAAGGCAAAUUCUUUAACUCGAGCCUUUUAAGAUUAACAAUAACAAUAAGAAGUUACUUGAUUUGUGGACCGAGUGUGAUAAUCAACCAUCGGAUGGCACAGAUGAAACGAGAAUUAAUCAGGAAAUUAACACUAACCGUGACGAUACCAAAGAGAAAAUCGAGGUAAGAGAAAGUUUACGACUUUAAAAUUAAUCGAAAACCAAGAGGUAACGCGGAAAGGGACGCUUCCAUGGAGGACAGACCAGCUCAAUUUUUCCGUAUAUAUAUAGUAGUAUAUAUAUAUAUAUAUAUAUAUAUAUAUAUAUAGAGUAGUUAAGUGUACUAUAAGGGCGUAACGAAGAGGCCAACUCUUGACUGUUCUGGACGAGUUUAAUGCACGACGUUUCGGCCGUUCGGCCUUCUUCAGGUUAAAAAUUAAAAACUAAAAAGCUAUUUACAAUGAUUGCGACUUAUAUACAAAACAGAAAUUUUAAGACGGAAGUUAUGUAAUGCAACAAAGGUCUAACUUACAAACUGAGAAGGGUUAAACAAGGAAAGGCAAAUAAAGAACUAUGGGUGGCAUGUGAAUACAAAUAAGGUGAAUACAAAUAAGUGACAAAAAUUAGAGAGAAAAAAGAAUCUAACUUAAUUGGUAGUGUUUACUCCGGAGUAGCAAGCUCCCCACUGAAGGCCUCUGAAUGAAUUCAAUCAGGCAGAAACCACAACAGGAUCCCAGGAAAGGGCCAUUAAACCGCAGCAACAAUCUCCCCUCCAAGGUUAAUUUCUAACCUGAAGAAGGCCGAACGGCCGAAACGUCGUGCAUUAAACUCGUCCAGAACAGUCAAGAGUUGGCCUCUUCGUUACGCCCUUAUAGUACACCUAACUACAAAUUCACGUCGAGACAUUGUAUCCUGCGGAUCCUCUUACCGGGAGUUCAGCGUUAGGUAUACCAGAUCUACACUGCUUAUAUAUAUAUAUACAUAAAUGUAUAUGUAUGUAUAUAUACAUACAUACAUACAUACAUAUAUAUGCAUCUAUAUAUAUACAUAUAUAUAUAUCAAAAUAUAUAUAUAUAUAUAUAUAUAUAUACAAAUUGAAGAAGGCAGUUGUUAUGUUUGUGAUACCUUGAGUAUGUUUAAAAUCUAAGACGGUUAAGCAGUUGUGUCUCACUAGGCUCUGUUCGAAUGAUUUUGCACUCUGAUAUUGUUUAUUAACUAUUUAUCAGUAUUGAAUUUAUUUUGUCAAUUUUCUUAGACUCUGACAGUAAGUUUUUUCCUCACUUCAAAGAUAUUAUCAUUUAAAGCCUCGAACAACGACCACUGGGUCAAAACAACUUUCGUUUCAUUACAGAAGAGGCGUAAGAAGAAAUGUCGUCAGUCCAUAUCCAGCUGGCUUUGUUGCAUAAAUUGAGUAGCACCAUAAGCAAGUCUGGCCCAUAUAUUAGCCAUCGCGAAACGUAAUUAAGGAUAGGUAAGCCAAGGGGAUAAAAGGUAGUCAAACAAUUUAACAAUAUUUCUAACUUUAAACCUUAGGAUAUACAAAUCAACGAUCAGCUAUCUCAAGCGGCUGUCCAAAAGAUCCUCCAAUAUGCAAACAAUUUGCAUUUUUCUAUUGAAGUAGGGGACAAAGCUGGAGAAGGGAGGAGUUCCUGCAAUCUUGGCAACGCUUAUCAUAGGCUUGGAGAUUUCAAAAGAGCCAUCCAGUAUCAUGAACGUCAUCUAAAAAUUGCCAAAGAAGUGGGAGACAAGGCUGGAGAGGGAAUCAGUUACUGCAAUCUCGGCAAUGCUUAUCAUAGCCUAGGAGAUUUCGAAAGAGCCAUCCAGUAUCAUGAACGUGAUCUAAAAAUUGCCAAAGAAGUGGGAGACAAGGCUGGAGAGGGAAUCAGUUACUGCAAUCUCGGCAAUGCUUAUCAAAGCCUAGGAGAUUUCGAAAGAGCCAACCAGUAUCAUGAACGUCAUCUAAAAAUUGCCAAAGAAGUGGGAGACAAGGCUGGAGAGGGAAAGAGUUACUGCAAUCUCGGCAAUGCUUAUCGUAGCCUAGGAGAUUUCGAAAGAGCCAUCCAGUAUCAUAAACGUGAUCUAAAAAUUGCCAAAGAAGUGGGAGACAAGGCUGGAGAGGGAAAGAGUUACUGCAAUCUCGGCAAUGCUUAUCAUAGCCUAGGAGAUUUCGAAAGAGCCAUCCAGUAUCAUGAACGUCAUCUAAAAAUUGCCAAAGAAGUGGGAGACAAGGCUGGAGAGGGAAAGAGUUACUGCAAUCUCGGCAUUGCUUAUCGUAGCCUAGGAGAUUUCGAAAGAGCCAUCCAGUAUCAUGAACGUGAUCUAAAAAUUGCCAAAGAAGUGGGAGACAAGGCUGGAGAGGGAAUCAGUUACUGCAAUCUCGGCAAUGCUUAUGAUAGCCUAGGAGAUUUCGAAAGAGCCAUCCAGUAUCAUGAACGUCAUCUAAAAAUUGCCAGAGAAGUGGGAGACAAGGCUGGAGAGGGAAAGAGUUACUGCAAUCUCGGCAAUGCUUAUCGUAGCCUAGGAGAUUUCGAAAGAGCCAUCCAGUAUCAUGAACGUCAUCUAAAAAUUGCCAAAGAAGUGGGAGACAAGGCUGGAGAGGGAAAGAGUUACUGCAAUCUCGGCAAUGCUUAUCAUAGCCUAGGAGAUUUCGAAAGAGCCAUCCAGUAUCAUGAACGUCAUCUAAAAAUUGCCAAAGAAGUGGGAGACAAGGCUGGAGAGGGAAAGAGUUACUGCAAUCUCGGCAAUGCUUAUCGUAGGCUAGGAGAUUUCGAAAGAGCCAUCCAGUAUCAUGAACGUGAUCUAAAAAUUGCCAAAGAAGUGGGAGACAAGGCUGGAGAGGGAAUCAGUUACUGCAAUCUCGGCAAUGCUUAUCAAAGCCUAGGAGAUUUCGAAAGAGCCAUCCAGUAUCAUGAACGUCAUCUAAAAAUUGCCAAAGAAGUGGGAGACAAGGCUGGAGAGGGAAAGAGUUACUGCAAUCUCGGCAAUGCUUAUCGUAGCCUAGGAGAUUUCGAAAGAGCCAUCCAGUAUCAUGAACGUCAUCUAAAAAUUGCCAAAGAAGUGGGAGACAAGGCUGGAGAGGGAAAGAGUUACUGCAAUCUCGGCAAUGCUUAUCGUAGCCUUGGAGAUUUCGAAAGAGCCAUCCAGUAUCAUGAACGUCAUCUAAAAAUUGCCAAAGAAGUGGGAGACAAGGCUGGAGAGGGAAAGAGUUACUGCAAUCUCGGCAAUGCUUAUCAUAGCCUAGGAGAUUUCGAAAGAGCCAUCCAGUAUCAUGAACGUGAUCUAAAAAUUGCCAAAGAAGUGGGAGACAAGGCUGGAGAGGGAAUCAGUUACUGCAAUCUCGGCAAUGCUUAUCGUAGCCUUGGAGAUUUCGAAAGAGCCAUCCAGUAUCAUGAACGUCAUCUAAAAAUUGCCAAAGAAGUGGGAGACAAGGCUGGAGAGGGAAAGAGUUACUGCAAUCUCGGCAAUGCUUAUCAUAGCCUAGGAGAUUUCGAAAGAGCCAUCCAGUAUCAUGAACGUCAUCUAAAAAUUGCCAAAGAAGUGGGAGACAAGGCUGGAGAGGGAAAGAGUUACUGCAAUCUCGGCAAUGCUUAUUGGAGGUUAGGAGAUCUGGAAAGAGCUCUCAACCUGUAUCGUUCUUGCGUCACAGUUUUUGACGUUAUCCGAGCCAAUUUGCGGUUCAGAGAUGAUUGGAAGAUUAGCUACCGCGACAUGCAAAGAAACGCAUACACUUGUUUGUGGUGUCUUCAUUUAAAACUAGAUCAAAUUUUGGAUGCGCUUUUAUCUGCUGAACAAGGACGUGCGCAGGCUCUUAAUGAUCUGAUUUGUGUUAGGUAUGGGUCGGGAGGAAUACAGCCUGGGCCUCACACUCCAGGGAAUUCUGAUCUUGAGGUCCUUGUAAGCUGUGCUGUUUCAAAUACAGUUUUCAUGGCUGUAGAUGUUACAUCGCGCAAGAUAUUCUACUGGUUUAUUAACAGCUUUCAAGAUAUUCAAUUGAGAAGUACUGAGAUAAGUAAUUAUGGCUCGUUCGAAGAUGUCAAUACCUUUAUUGGAAGCUUAAUGAACACAGCAUCAAGAGCGUUUAAAAGAGGUGUUAUUGAAUGUGAAGAUCGCUCUCUUGAUGAGCCCUGCGCUGAAGAAUUAGCGAAGAAAAGGUCAGGUCAUGGUUAUUUCUCUCCUGAAUGCUCACCGAAAGCUGCCUUGAAGAUGUUGUAUGACGUUAUCAUUGAGCCGAUUGGUGAUCUGAUCAAUGGCGAUGAAAUUAUCUUUGUUCCCGAGAGUUCACUGUGGUCAGUCCCUUUUGCUGCAUUGAUCGAUUCCGAGUCAAAUUAUUUGUGUGACUCUUUCCGAGUUCGAACGACUCCAUCCCUAACUACUUUGAAGUUGAUAAACAAUUACCCAGACGACUUCCACAAUAAGAAAAGUGCUUUACUCGUGGGUGAUCCAUGUUUGGAGGGGGUUCUUUACGAGGGGAGGAAGCUCGAUCCACUGCCAUGUGCGAGAGAAGAAGUUGAGAUAAUCGGGAGAAUCCUUGGCGCUGAUCCUCUUAGUGGUGAAGAAGCAAGAAAAGAUGAAGUGUUGAGGCGACUUCCCUCUGUUGCCUUGGUGCACUUUGCUGCACAUGGCCGAAUGGAAACAGGCGAAAUUGCUUUAGCGCCACGAAGUACUUGCUCAUCACUGCCCUUUGUUGAGGAGGAUUUUAUUCUAACAAUGAAAGAUGUGCUGGAUAUUCGGAUACGAGCAAGGCUGGUUGUGUUGAGUUGUUGUCACAGUGGUCGUGGAGAGAUUAAGGCUGAGGGAGUUGUUGGAAUUGCAAGAGCGUUUUUAGGUGCCGGCGCUCGCUCUGUUCUCGUGUCGCUGUGGGCGAUUGAUGACAAGGCUACUCUCGUGUUUAUGAAACAUUUCUACGAAGAACUGGUUACUGGCAAGCUUGCAAGUGAAGCUCUUAACCAAGCUAUGAAGAGCAUGAAAGUGUCUGAAGAGUUCAGAGAUGUGAAGUACUGGGCACCCUUUGUACUCAUUGGGGAUGACGUCACACUGGAAUGAAUUUGAAGAUGGGAGUUUGGGAUAUUGUCAGAUAGAGGUAGGCAAAUAUUAAUUGAUGAUAUAUUUUGAAUUACGCCCUCAUCAUAUUUGCACGAAGAGAAUCAAUCACACUAUUAUAAGUUUCUGCCAUUCAAAUUUUAGUGCUCUGAAAAUGAUCAAAUUCGCGAGCGGCUAACUGCAACGGCUCUUAUGUCUUCAAAGAUGAUUUGCUUUUAGGUACGCAAUCGCAACGUAUGAUGUGCAAUGAGGAGCAAAUUGAUAUCCUGGUUUAAAGGAAGACUUUAACCAAAACUUUUCCAAGGAUGUGUAAUGAUAAACAUAAUGACGUAAUAUCAGUCUCGGUUUGUGUACAAUGUAUAUCAAAAUGAGCGAAAGGAAUAUUCGCUCGUCGGUGCUGUUGCCACGUAUAUCUUGCAUUUAAAAUGUUAAUUAUUAAGUUAAUCACUCCUUCGAUUUCUGAUACUUCUACAAAUAUCGGUGUGUUAAACAGGUUUCUUACUUUAGGAACGUAUUCGAACCUAUGUUAAAAUGAAUACCUUUCUGACCCCUUUUAUCCUGUUUGUAGAAAAGACGAGAUCCUUGCUGAUGGUUUUUGGCAACGAUUUGAACCAACUUCUCUGGCGACAGGAGCUUCCUCAGUAUUUUCAGCGAUAUGGCUUGGUUUUAAAGGCAUAAUAUCUCAGUUUUUAAACGUCCUGAUCAUCUCGGCGUGUAGCGAUUUUGUCUGUCAGUAAAAAAAAACUAGUUGUUGAAUUAGGUCUUAAAGGCGAAACCUCAGUUUUAAACUUUUGUAUCAAAAACUCAAUUUUAAUUUCUUAAUACAUAGUAUGAAAGACACAACUGUGUGUUGCAGAAUAGUCGGUGAACUAAGGUAAAUUUUACUUUCAAUUGAAUUUUAAAAAACUUAUUCCCGUUUUACUGAUCACGAUUGAAAUAGUUAAAGUAUUUAAGAGACUCAAGAAGUAAUGGGCUCUUCCUCAGUCAAAAAAUUUCGGCGAAUUUUUCUUUUGUUUCUGGAAUGAGUAGAAAGUUAAACUUGGAAGAUUUAUUCACAAAGAAUUUAUUUCAAAGGACCAUCUACUUUAUUUGUCGAUUGGGAAGCAGUUUAUUUCGCUAGUAGGUCGUGUUGGUGAUGUUUUUCUAUUUGAAUCUUACGAAUGUUUCAUUUGCAUCGUAAAAUGUAAUUCAUUUUUAAGUUGAGAUUUCCGUUCUUGGUCAAUUGCAGCAUCGAGGUAGUUUCUAUGCAAAUUGAACAUUAAAGUUUGCCGUAUGUUUUUAUAUAACUGUGAGUCUAUGACAAUCAUAUUUGUCUAUAUACUUCAUAUUAACUUCAUUACUGCGAAGAUCGCUUUCAUAUUUACUAUCUUUAAUAUAGUUUUUAGUUUUCGGUUUUUAGAAAAGAGUUUUGAUAUCAUGUCAAGAUCCUUGUGUCUUUUAAAUUUGCUUGAGUUGAAUUUUUCUUUCAUGAAGCCCUCUCUGUAGAGACAGUUUUUGUAGCGAGUUAGAUAUAGUGAUUGACUCGGAAAGUUAUUGUAAUCUCUUUGACUUACUUUGUUAUCGUGUGAAAAUAAAAACUGAG
Molecule: messenger RNA, 11229 nt
Organism: Pocillopora meandrina
Lineage: Eukaryota; Metazoa; Cnidaria; Anthozoa; Scleractinia; Pocilloporidae
Source: the annotation of a GenBank genome assembly